GGGAAAGCGACCUUUGACUUUCCUCCUUGCAGCAUCAGCCGACCAGGCGCGGUCUGGAAGGGGAUUGGUCACUUGCCGGAACCUUCCACAUCACUUGGUGUUUUUUUUUUAAAAAAAAAAACCAACCACCUGGCAGAAAUUUGCACACAGAAUGAAGUCUUGGCCUCUCAGGACCUAAGCCACCUCCGUCAAGUGAGUUCUGGACUUGGGAAGGAAGAUUAUCUUAGGGUACUGUUGGAGAACACCUCGGCAUAAGGAGAGAUGGCCGGAAAUGCAGCAGGCCCCGAAGGGGUCCAAGGGCCUCAUGCUAUUGACAUUGGGAGCAGAGGGGAAUUCUGGGAAAGGACAGUGCAGAAGAUCCUGGGGGAAGAAACCACCAAUUUAGAGGUCCAGCGCCAGCGAUUCAGGCAGUUCUGCUAUCAAAGGGCUGAGGGCCCCCGAGAAGUUCGCAGCCAACUCCACGAUCUUUGCCACCAGUGGCUGAAGCCAGAGAGGCACAGCAAGAAGGAGAUGCUGGACCUGGUGAUCCUGGAGCAGUUCCUGGCCGUCCUGCCCCCGGAGAUGGAAAGCUGGGUCAGAGGAUGUGGGCCGGAGACCAGUUUCCAAGCGGUGGCCCUGGCAGAAGUCUUUCUCUUGAGUCAGGAAGAGGAUGAGAAACCGGAAGGGCAGGUGUGGGGCCUGUCAGCCGAAGCAGCUGCCAAUUUCUGCGUGGCACAGAAUUCUUCAUCUCACAGUGGACAGAGGCUGCCGUUCAAGGGGAUUUUGCAGGCUGGAGACCAAAGUACCUGUUCAGUGGAUAAAAGAACCUCCCCAGAAACGCCUCCAAGGUCGACAUCGGAUUAUGCUGGAGAUGAAACGGUUUCUGCGCAGCCAGAUCACGGUCUGCUGACUUUGGAGGAGGUAUCCGUGCAUUUCACCGACCAGGAGUGGGCCCUGCUGGACGCAAGCCAAAGAGCUCUGCACAGAGAAGUCAUGCUAGAAAAUUAUGGGAUGGUGGCCUCUCUAGAAGGCGACAUCCGGGAGAGCAAGAAGGAGGGAAGGCCAAGUCCGAUUCUGUUGAACCGAGUCCGAUUGAAUGGGGGAGAUCAGCAGAGGAGGAAAACAGAAGUGAAACGGAAGAGGGAGAACAAAUCUUUUGCAUUGCAAGAUGCAAAUUUCCACAAAAUCCCAAUCCAGGAAAAAAAAGAUGAAGGGAAGGGAAAGAAGGGUGACGUUUGCGAAAGCAAUAAUGAAGGAGAAUCACAUGAGAUGACUCUGGAUGGAGCAGGUUAUAUAACAGAGGAGCCAAUGUGGAAAAUUGAAAUAAAACAGGAAAUAGGGAGUGACUCCUCUGCUUUUCAGGGUGGCAAGUUCCAGGAAAUCCCUGUCCAAGAAAAAAUGGGGAAAGGAAAUGAACAAAACUGGGAGAGUAGAGUGCAGGGAGAAUCACAGCAGAUCUCACUGGAAGGACUGGGAAGUACAGAAGAGGACCAUCCGUGGAAAAUAGAAAUAAAAGAAGAAACGGAGAAUGAAUCCUCCACUUCUCAGGGCGGUGACUUUCCUGAAAUCCCAAUCCAAGUUAAAAUAGGGAAGGGAAAGGAAAGAAGCAAGUGUCCGGUUUGUGGGAAGAGCUAUAGCUGCAAAUCGAGCUUUAAUGCUCACUGGAGAAUCCACACGGGGGAGAAUCUGUAUGAAUGCUUGGUUUGUGGAAAGAAUUUCAUUCAGAGUUCGCACCUCACUUCGCAUCUCCGAAUCCACACAGGGGAGAAACCAUUCCAGUGCUUGGAGUGCGGAAUGAGCUUCAAAUGGAAUGAGCAACUCCGUUCGCAUAAGAUAGUCCACACGGGCAAGAAGCCGUAUCAGUGCAUGGAGUGCGGGAAGAGCUUCAUUCGCAGCACGCACCUCACUUCACAUCAGCUGAUCCACACGGGAGAGAAACCAUACAAAUGCAACGACUGCGGGAAGAGCUUCAUCCGGAGUACCGAGCUUACCAUCCAUCAGAGAAUCCACACGGGAGAGAAGCCGUAUCAGUGCUUAGAGUGCGGGAAGAGUUUCUCUCAGAGCACCAACCUCACUUCGCACAAAAGAAUCCACACUGGGGAGAAACCGCACAAAUGCCUGGAGUGCGGAAAGAGCUUUACUCAGAGGUCCUACCUGAGUAGGCAUCACCGGAUUCACAUGAAGCCCUACAAAUGCUCAGAAUGUAGCAUGAGUUUUUGUGACGAAUCGGACCUUAAAGCACAUCAGGUCGUCCACGCGGGGGGAAAUCCCUCAAACCCUCGAUACGUUUGGAGCGUGGAAAGAACUUCAGGUUCUUCACAGAUUUUACUUCACAUUGAAGGAUUAACGCCCGUGUGGAAACAUAUGGACAAUCAGAAUAAAACUUUCCCAACAGAUCAGCCUUUAAUAACGGUUACAAACCCUAAUUUUUAUUAUAACAAAGUACUGUUGCCAGAGACAUUGGAAAAUGCAGCGGAGACAUCGUUGUACUGCAGACAGCGGCUGCUGUUCCAGAAGACUGUGUCGAAUAAUGGCUCAGAAGCUACAGUGAUAGGUGACGGCAUGGAAUUGGAGAGGUAUUUUAGGGCGUCUCUUCCUGAUGAGGGACUGGAAGCUGUUCCUGUGCAACCCAAUCAGGCAGGCAAAGGUGAAUUCCUCCCUGGCAUCUCUCCCGGAGGGGAAUCUGUCUCUUCCAUUUUAUCAGUUGUCUUGGUGGACCUAAUUAGUUUCCACAUCCCUCCAACCACCAGCAGGGAACUGGUGACCUUGGAGGAGGUGUCUGUGCAUUUCACCAAGGCGGAGUGGGCUCUGCUGAAUCUGGGCCAAAGGGCCCUGCAAAGGGAAGUCAUGGAAGAGAAUGCUCAGUUUGUGAUCUCUCUGGCCCAAGAGGUGGAAAAUAAAAGCGAUACUCACAAACUGUCAUUUGAGAGAUCUGGAUGUCAAGAACGGAAAGAGGACAGAAGAGAAACUGGAGGAGGGCAGAGUCUAGAGAACACAUCCGUUGCUUCUUGGGAUGGUGACUUUCAAGAUGUUCAGAUCCGAGGGGAAAUAAAUGAGGAUCAGGAAAAGAGGAAAGGAAGUGUUGAUUUGGAAGGGUUUGGCCAUAAACGAAGCCUGAAUACAGGAGAGAAGCCUUAUGAAUUCUUCAAACCUGGAAGGACCUUCAGUCUAAACACAAUGUUUAGUUCUCAUCAAAGAAUCUCCACCAAGGAGAAACCAUACAUUUGUUCUGAGUGUGGGAAAGGUUUCUGCCAUCGCCCAAGUCUAUUUAGGCACCAAAGGAUCCACAAAGGGGAGAAGCCAUAUGUGUGCUUGGAGUGUGGAAAGAGCUUUAGUGAGCGGAUGAACCUAGCAAGGCAUCAAAUCGUCCACAAGAGGGUUAAGUCACUUAAAAGUACCAACGACAAGAUGGAUCAGCUUCAUACAUCAAGCUUUCAAAGCCACCAGAAAGCUGAGAUGGAGGAGAAGCCAUAUAAGUGCCUGGAAUGUGGAAAGAGUUUCAAACAGAAGAUAAACCUUAUUUCCCAUGAGCGAAUCCACACAGGGGAAAAACCCUAUGAAUGUCUGGAGUGUGGAAAGCACUUCAGACAAACAACACACCUUAUAUCACAUGCAAGAAUUCACACAGGUGAGAAGCCGUAUCAGUGCUUAGAAUGUGGGAAGAGUUUCAGCCAGAGCACAACUCUUAGUUUACAUCGAAGUAUUCACACAGGGGAGAAACCAUACAAGUGCUCAGAGUGUGAAAAAAGCUUCCACCAGAGGACAAAACUAAUUACACACCAAAGUGUUCACACAGGGGAAAAACCAUUUAAAUGCCUGGAGUGUGAGAAAAGCUUCAGUCAGAGUGCAUAUCUCAUUAGACAUCAAGGAAUUCACACUGGGGAGAAGCCAUACAAGUGCUUGGAACGUAAGAAGAGCUUCAGCCAGAAAGUAAAGCUUGCUUCAAAUCACACAAGGGAGAAGCCAUUUAGAUGCUUGGAAUGUGGGAAGUGCUUCACACAGAGCACAGGUCUCAUUAGACAUCAAGGAAUUCACACAGGAGAAAAACCAUUUAAAUGUCUGGAAUGUGGGAAAGGCUUCACUCAGAGUGCUGAUCUGGUUAGACAUAAAAGAAUUCACACAGGGGAGAAACGGUUUCAGUGCUCAGAGUGUGGGAAGAGCUUCUCUCAGAGUAGAUAUCUUAAUUCACAUCAAAGAAUUCACAUAGGAGAGAAACCAUACAAAUGUUUGGAGUGUGGGAAGAGCUUCUAUCAGAGCAGAGAUCUUACUUCACAUCAUAGAAUCCACACAGGGGAGAAACCAUAUAAAUGCUCACAAUGCAGUAAAAGCUUUUCUCAGAGUAGAGUUCUUAGUUCUCACCAAAGAAUUCACAGUGGAGAGAAACCAUUUAAAUGCUUGGCGUGUGGGAAAAGUUUUUUUGCACAGGCAAAGCUAAUUAAUCACCAAAGAAUCCAUACAGGGGAAAAACCAUAUAAAUGCUCCGAAUGUGGGAAGAGCUUCAGUCAGAAGAUAAAUCUUACCUCACAUGAAAGAAUCCACACUGGGGAGAAACCGUAUAAAUGCUUAGAGUGUGAGAAAAGUUUCUGCCACAGCUCAGGUCUUCGGUCCCAUCAAAGAAUUCAUACAGGGGAGAAACCAUUUAAAUGCUCAGAAUGUGGAAAACGUUUCAGUCACAAGAUAAAUCUCACAUCGCAUGAAAAAAUCCACACAGGGGAGAAACCAUAUAAGUGCCUGGAGUGUGGGAAGAGUUUCUGCCAGAGCUCGGGUUUUAAGGUGCAUCAAAAUAUCCACACCAGAGAGAAAUUGUUUCCAUGCUCGGAGUGUGGGAAGAGCUUUAGUGCUAAGGGGAAUCUCAAUUCACAUCAAAGAUUUAACUCCAGGUGUCGCAAGAAGGAACCUGUGAGUCCUCGCUUGAUUUCCUCUCCUCUCCAUUCAGAAAUUGUCCCUAUUUCCCAGAAUGCAAUCUGUUCACAGAAUCCUGUGAAACAAGAAUCCAAUCAAACUGGAAGUUUUCACUUAUUUCCUGUGCGAAGAAAUGAGAAAAUGAGGAACUGA
Heteronotia binoei (common prickly gecko) is the source of this 5034-nucleotide messenger RNA. RefSeq names its product zinc finger protein 850-like. Gene Ontology annotation, biological process: regulation of transcription by RNA polymerase II. The record is from RefSeq and is a predicted model, not a curated record. Bases 262 to 5034 code for a protein of 1590 amino acids. Gene Ontology annotation, molecular function: DNA-binding transcription factor activity; RNA polymerase II cis-regulatory region sequence-specific DNA binding. NCBI's taxonomy places the organism in Eukaryota, Metazoa, Chordata, Lepidosauria, Squamata, Gekkonidae. The transcript is spliced from 14 exons.